Cryptomeria japonica (Japanese cedar) is the source of this 2889-nucleotide messenger RNA. Its product is annotated as indole-3-acetic acid-amido synthetase GH3.17. Lineage: Eukaryota; Viridiplantae; Streptophyta; Pinopsida; Cupressales; Cupressaceae. The record is from RefSeq and is a predicted model, not a curated record. Gene Ontology annotation, molecular function: acid-amino acid ligase activity. The transcript has 5 exons. Bases 553 to 2373 code for a protein of 606 amino acids. Gene Ontology annotation, cellular component: cytoplasm.
UCCUGUAGCGCCCUGUCUCCUGUGGUUGUAGAGGAGGUAAAGUGGAGGAGUGGUAGUCACAGUGGGACAAUUAUAGGCAAUUCGACGUAAUACAAGUGGAGAGAGAAGUAGAAGGGAAGGGGCUGGGGUGACUGGUGAGGUUUGUUUGUUUUAAAACUAUUUGAAUGGUUUGGCCCACAUCGCUUUAGGCCUCCAACACAGCCACGUGCAGUAGGGCCAUCCCCCUGGUUUGGACCACUUCGACGUACUUAAACAAUUGCCAACAAAUUCCAGAGGAUUGUUAUGGUUGACCGUGGCAGCGGGAUCAAUACAUAAGCUAUUGUUUUUUGAUAUUGUUUUGAUAAGAAGAAGCUGCGCAGAAGCAUAUUUAUGCAAAGGGGAGGCCUUGUUUGGAGGUUUUAAUAUAACGUUAAAUUAGGGAUUUCUUUUGUUGUUUUUUUAUGGUGUGAGAGAGAAGCAACGAACGUGCAGUGCAGUACAUCGAGAUAAAAGGAGGAAACAGCACAGCAGUCUGGGAAGAGCAGGAGUUGCGUGGCGAGUACUCAGUGGUUGAUGGAGAUGAACAAUUGCACCCAUGAGAAAUCUGAGGCGGCCUUGCAGCUUAUAGAGAGCUUGACAAAAAGGGCUGAUGAGGUCCAGAAGGAUGUGUUAAUGGAGAUUUUGAGAAGGAAUACUGAGACUGAGUACUUGGGCAAGUUUCUGCACGGCCGAGUUGACAAGGUGUCGUUUAAACUGAAGGUACCUGUAGUUAACUAUGAAGACAUCAAGCCUUAUAUCCAGAGGAUAGCCAAUGGAGAUUCUUCGCCUAUCAUUUCAGCCCAACCCAUUUCGGAGCUGUUAACAAGCUCUGGAACCUCCGGUGGGCAGCCAAAGAUAAUGCCUUCAAUCCCCGAAGAGCUUGACAGAAAAACGCUCUUGUACAAUCUCCUCAUGCCCAUAAUGAGCCAAUACAUUUCUGGCCUGGACAAAGGAAAAGGCAUGUACCUUUUGUUCAUUAAGGCAGAGAUUACUACACCCUCUGGGCUCAAGGCGAGACCUGUUUUGACCAGCUACUACAAGAGCAGCAAUUUUAGAAACCGACCUUAUGACAAAUUCAAUGUCAACACAAGCCCAGACGAGACAAUCCUAUGCCCAGACAGCAGGCAGAGCAUGUUCUGCCAGUUACUCUGUGGACUAAUACAGAAGGAUGAAGUGCUGCGAGUAGGGGCAGUUUUUGCCUCUGCAUUUCUGAGGGCAAUCAAGUUUCUAGAAGAAUACUGGGCAGAGCUCUGUGACAACAUAAGAAGUGGGCAUCUGAGCGAAUGGAUCGAUGAUCCUCCCUGCAGAAAGUCUGUCAUGAGGCUGCUCACUGCCAAUCCUCGCCUUGCAGAUUCCAUAGCAGAGGAAUGCAGGAAGCAAUCAUGGCAGGGGAUAAUUACUCGCCUGUGGACUAAAACAAUCUAUAUUGACGUAAUUGUGACAGGGUCUAUGGCACAGUACAUUCCAACACUGGAUUACUACAGUGGAGGACUGCCCCUAGUUUGUACCAUGUAUGCCUCCUCUGAAUGCUAUUUUGGUGUGAAUCUGAAGCCUCUGAGUAAGCCCUCUGAAGUGUCUUACACAUUGCUGCCCAACAUGGCCUACUUUGAAUUCCUUCCUGUGCACAAGCAGAAUGGUACAGAUGACCUAGAUUUGCAUGAUUCCAACGGGACAGAGAAUGGGAAAAUACGAGAGGAUGAGCUGGUUGAUCUGGUGGAUGUGAAAGUUGGUCAUUUCUAUGAACUGGUUGUGACUACCUAUUCGGGUUUAUAUAGAUACCGAGUGGGUGACAUUCUAUUUGUUACUGGAUUCUACAACAAAGCCCCCCAGUUCCAGUUUGUUUACAGAAGAAAUGUGGUGCUGAGCAUUGACACAGACAAAACCAAUGAAGAAGAUCUGCUCAAGGCUGUGACCAAUGCCAAGAAAUUGCUGGAGCAAUAUGAUUCUCUGCUCUCUGAAUACACAAGCUAUGCUGACACAUCAACAAUACCCGGGCAUUAUGUUCUGUAUUGGGAGCUCAUUACAAGGGAGCCCAUGGAAGCAUCUGUAUUGGAAAAUUGUUGCUCAGUCAUAGAGGAAUCUCUGGAUUCAGUGUACAGGCGGUGCAGAAGCAAAGAUAAAUCAAUUGGGCCUCUUGAAAUAAGGCUUGUGGAGCUUGGAACAUUUGAUUUGCUGAUGGAUUACUGUCUGAGCCAAGGCUCCUCUGUCAACCAGUACAAAACUCCCAGGUGUAUCAAAUCACAGCAGACUCUGAAUCUCUUAAAUUCAAGAGUCACGGCCACUUACUGGAGUCAACGUUGUCCCUCAUGGACACCUUACAGGCCGGAUUUGAAGGCACGUUGCCAGCCCAAUUAAUUAAUUGAAUGGUCCCCAACGGGAGACUUUUAUCUACACUAUGAUCAUAUUCUUUGCUGCCAGACAUUAAUUUCAGAGACACCUAUCAGAUCAAAAUCAUUAUAAUUGUCUGGUGUACAUACAUAUGUAACAUAAUUCCUCUCUAAGACCUGAAUUCAACGUGCAACAACCCUAAUGGUUGAGCACCUAGAAUUCAUUCAUACUUAAUCUUUUCACAUGGAUGGAAAAAAACUUUCAAUCCACUGGACCCAAUUGAAAACUUUUUGUUUCCAUAAUCCAUGCACUGAGGGGUUAAUUUUAAUUUUAUUGUUUUAUGUAAAUGUUCUGCUAUCAAGAAAUCCCAAGGAUUUUACAGAAGAAAACUUAGCAUUUUGUCCUGGUGUGGAAUUGAAUGGCACUUAUCUGUUCAGGAGCCUUUAAUGAAAAAUCUGAGAUCUGUUUUGUUGUCGUUAUGUACUAGAGAUGUGGAGAUGUUCCCAACUCCAAGCAAUAAAAAUAUGUUUCAUCUUGAAUGCU